AACGCGGAUUGUUUUGUUUUUAUUUGACCAAUAUUUUAUUCGUUGAGCAGGUGGGACUUUAAAAGCGCUCCGGGGAGACACACGUCCCUUCUGCUCCAGGAAAAAGUGUGAUCAAACCCCGGAAUGAAGUUGUUUUCCUCCGGAAGACAAUAGAGGAGGGACGCGCUCGGCUGGAUGGAGUUGGGAAGAAGCAGUUUGUUGUGAGAGUUUCUCUCCGCGGCGGUUCGAGCAUCAUGGGCAGUUUCAGGGGUUUUCUGAGCUCGGGUCUGGUUCUCCUGGUUCUGGAGCUGAGUCUGGUGAGCUGCGACAUCACGGACGGGAACGCGGAGCAUCUGAAGCGGGAGCACUCGCUGAUGAAGCCGUACCAAGGUGUUGGCAGCAGUGCGAGCAGUCAGUGGGAUUUCUGGGGAAGCACGUUGGUGACUGGCUCAUAUGUCCGACUCACCUCAGAUGAGAGAAGCAAGCAGGGAUCCAUCUGGAACACUGUGCCCUGUUACCUGAAGGACUGGGAGAUGCACGUGCAGUUUAAAGUUCAUGGGUCAGGAAAAAAGAAUCUCCAUGGCGAUGGCAUCGCCAUCUGGUACACAAAGGACAGACAGCAUCCAGGCCCUGUGUUUGGAAACCAAGAUCAGUUUCUUGGCCUGGCUCUUUUUUUGGAUACCUUCCGCAAUGACCUCCAUGGAAUGGAUCGUUCCUUCCCGUUCAUUUCAGCCAUGGUGAACAAUGGCUCGGUGAGUUACGACCACGGUAAAGAUGGACGGUCGUCUGAGCUCGGGGGCUGCUCGGCUGAGAUCAGGAACAGGGAGCACGACACGUACCUCGCCAUCCGCUACUCGAAUGGACGACUCACUGUGAUGGUUGAUGUCGAUGACAAGAAUGAGUGGAGGGAGUGCAUUGACAUCGGAGGAGUUCGUCUUCCCACUGGAUAUUACUUUGGUGCCUCAGCAGCCACAGGAGAUCUGUCUGAUAACCAUGACAUCAUCUCCAUGAAGCUCUACCAGCUGAUGGUGGAACACACACCCGAGGAGGAGAACCUGGACUGGACGAAGAUCGAGCCCAGUGUGAGUCUGCUAAAGUCUCCUAAAGACAACAUCGACGAUCCUACCGGGAACUUCCGGGGCACGCCCCUCACGGGCUGGAAGGUCUUUCUGCUUCUGCUGUGCGCUCUGCUGGGGAUCGUAGUGUGCGCCAUGGUGGGAGCUGUGGUUUUCCAGAAGAGACAGGAGAGGAACAAGAGGUUUUACUGAGGAGGGAGGAGGGAAGAGGGAGAACCGCCUUGUCGCUGAGGUGUUUGUUGUGGAAUGAACUGUUUCCAGAUGACAGAGCACAUUCAAUGUGAAUUCUUUUUCUAAAGAUUGUACAAAUGUUUAUAUCUUUCGAAGCACUGCGUUGAGAGUGAAUUUCGCCAGCUUGUGAUGUUGGUGAGACGGUGCAGAACAAGUGGCUCCUUCCAUAAGUGACCCUGAUCAAUGCUGUUUUUUGUUUUCCAUGUCUUUGUGUUUAUUCAUGGAAGCAUCAUAAUAAGUUUACCGUCAUUCACAACAUUUGCACUCUUGAGUUUUUGCAGAUUCUUUAAUGAUUGUGUUUUCACCUGCUCAUUGAUUCUUCAGCCAUUCUCUGCAGUUCUCUGCUCCAAGUGUGAUCCUACAAAAAUUAUGAAGUUUGGCAUCAAGCCGUCAUUUAGUUUUUUAUUUUGUUCUUUUUAAACAUAGAGUGUAAAUAAAGAUGGACCACGUGUCUCCACUUCCUCCCACUUUUUAGAGACGACACCAAAACAUCCCAGAAACAAACGCCGCCAUCUUGCCCUCGCGUGACAUUUGGAGCCAGAGUCUGCACAGUCCCAAGUCGGUCUCAGCUGUCGGUCCAAAUAACUCGGUGAUGCGCUGUGACGUGUUAUUUUUCUGUCAGUCCAAAGGAAAAAGAUUUGACUGAAGUAUUGACUGAUUUCUCUCUUUGUGUGGCUGUUGCUCUCAUUUAGAAAAUCAAUUGUUGCUGAUUCUGAAUCGUUCGCAUUUUGAAGUAAAUUAGAGUUAAUUGAAAUGAUGCACAGCACGUUCUCCAGGUGAGAAAAAUUAGAAAGUAGCCGUUGAGGAAGAUUGAUUUUCUGUACGUACACAACUGUACUCAGUGCUUAUUGAUCAUCAUUUCUUUAAUUUUGAAAUGGCAGGAGAAAUAUAAAGAAGCAAGGCUCAUCUGUCAGACCUGUAACGUCUUUGAUAAAGUUUGGUUUUUUAUUGGA
Molecule: messenger RNA, 2239 nt
Organism: Paralichthys olivaceus (Japanese flounder)
Lineage: Eukaryota; Metazoa; Chordata; Actinopteri; Pleuronectiformes; Paralichthyidae
Gene: lman2
Product: lectin, mannose-binding 2
Biological process (GO): endoplasmic reticulum to Golgi vesicle-mediated transport
Cellular component (GO): Golgi membrane; COPII-coated ER to Golgi transport vesicle; endoplasmic reticulum-Golgi intermediate compartment
Molecular function (GO): D-mannose binding
Source: RefSeq, a predicted model, not a curated record